Salvia hispanica is the source of this 3000-nucleotide messenger RNA. RefSeq names its product phospholipase D beta 1-like. Lineage: Eukaryota; Viridiplantae; Streptophyta; Magnoliopsida; Lamiales; Lamiaceae. Gene Ontology annotation, molecular function: calcium ion binding; D-type glycerophospholipase activity. Gene Ontology annotation, cellular component: plasma membrane. Gene Ontology annotation, biological process: phosphatidylcholine metabolic process; phospholipid catabolic process. The record is from RefSeq and is a predicted model, not a curated record.
AGUUUCAUUCAUUUGGAUUUGAUUUGUUGCCAAUUAUGUUUAAUUGGAGAGCUGCAAUUUCUUCUUUGUAUUCAUUUGAAGGAUUAUUAUGGGUUUCUUAACUCCCUGUAUAUAAGUAUAUGUUUAUAUUUAUGUUGGGGAUUUGAGAAUUAAGUUGGGAGUGAUCAGCAGAUAGUUUGUGAGAAGUUAUUGAACCCAAAUGAUUGAAUCAUGAUUCGAGUUUUAUGGCUGUUAGUAAAAGGCCCUCUUCGUUUAGUGUACUUGGGGAUAUGAAGUCAUAGUCUUUUUAGGCGUUGGACUAUUGAAGUAGAGAGCAAUGGCCAACAUGGCUCACUUAACUUAUUCUGGUUCAAUGGGUGAUGGCUCACACCAUUGCCAGGGAGUGCAGAUUGUCCCAUUCAAGACAUCAACGACGUCGUUGAAGAUGCUUUUGUUGCAUGGGAAUUUGGAGAUUUGUGUGGAGGGAGCAAAGAAUCUUCCUAAUAUGGAUUUAGUGAACAAUAGCAUAGGUGAUAUGAUAGGGACUUUGUCUGGGAAAAUACAAACAAGUGACCCUUAUGUCACAAUUGCAAUAUCUGGUGCCGUAAUUUGUAGGACUUUCGUGAUUAGAGAUGAAGAAAAUCCUGUUUGGGACCAACAUUUUAAUGUCCCAGUAGCACAUUAUGGUACAGAGGUGCAGUUUAUUGUUAAAGACAAUGACUUCUUGGGAUCUGAGAUCAUAGGGGCUGUUGGUAUCCCUAUGGAGCAGUUAACCUCUGGGACUAGAAUGAGUGGAACUUAUCCAAUCAUUGGUGCAAAUGGGAAGCCGUGUAACAAGGGGGCUGCUUUGAGCUUAUGGAUUCAGUAUAUACCAAUGGAGAAUAUGUCAAUUUAUCAUGAUGGAGUGGGAUCAGACCUUAAAAAUGAAGGUGUGGCCGGUACCUAUUUUCCUCUUAGAAUAGGUGGAACUGUCACACUGUACCAAGAUGCUCAUGUGCAUAAUGGUGCACUUUCAGAUGUGGUGUUGAGUGAUGGAACGACGUAUAAAAAUGGUAGUUGUUGGCGCGAUAUAUAUGAUGCAAUAUCUAAAGCUCGCUGGCUAGUUUAUAUCACAGGAUGGUCUGUUUAUCACAUGGUUCAACUAGUUAGAGACGAUCCUCUUGUAACAAACAGUAGCUUGGGCGAGCUUCUGAAAUCCAAGUCUCAAGAAGGGGUGAGAAUACUGCUCCUUGUAUGGGAUGAUCCUACUUCUACGACCAUAUUGGGGUAUAAAACUGAAGGGGUAAUGAAUACCGGGGAUGAUGAAACACGCCGCUAUUUUAAGCAUUCAUGCGUGAAAGUACUAUUAUGUCCAAGAAGUGCUGGGAGAGGUAGCUGGGCAAAAAAGCAGGAAACAGAAACAAUUUAUACUCAUCACCAGAAAAGUGUGAUCGUAGAUGCUGUCGCUGGUGAUAAUAGAAGAAAGAUAAUAGCAUUUGUUGGGGGACUUGACUUAUGCAAGGGAAGAUAUGAUACUCCACAGCACCCAAUAUUUAGCACAUUGCUAAGUAUUCACAAAGAUGACUACCACAAUCCUAAUUUUGUGGGGCCUACUUUGGGGUGUCCUAGAGAAGCAUGGCAUGAUUUACAUUGCAGGUUUGAUGGUCAAGCAGCAUGUGACAUCUUGAGAAACUUUGAAGAACGAUGGUUAAAGGCCUCAAAGCGCCAUGGCCAACUGAAGCUUUCACAUGAUGAUUCCUUACUCAAGCUUAAACGAAUUCCCGAUAUCUUAGGAUUAGAAGAGUCCGCCAAAGUUACAGAAGGCGAUCCAGAGGCUUGGAACAUCCAGGUUUUCCGUUCAAUUGACUCCAACUCUGUUAGAGGAUUCCCCAAGGAUCCAAGAAAGGCCACGGAAAAGAACCUAGUAUGCGGAAAGAAUGUAUUUAUAGACAUGAGUAUACAUACAGCCUACGUAAAGGCAAUUCGUGCUGCUCAACACUUCAUUUACAUUGAGAACCAGUACUUCCUUGGGUCGUCAUACAAUUGGGCUACUUACAAGAACUUGGGUGCAAACAAUCUAAUUCCUAUGGAAAUUGCUCUGAAGAUUGCUAAGAAGAUCCGAGCAAAGGAGAGGUUCGCUGUGUACAUUGUCAUUCCAAUGUGGCCCGAAGGAGUUCCCUCCAGCACGGCCACCCAAAGAAUUCUCUUUUGGCAGUAUAAUACAAUGCAAAUGAUGUAUGAAACAAUCUAUAAUGCUUUGGUAGAAGUGGGGCUCGAUAAAGAGCAAGAGCCUCAGGACUAUUUGAAUUUCUUUUGCCUUGGCAAUCGUGAACCCGAUUACGGUCGGCGGGAGUCAUCAAAUAUCAAAAACUCCUCUGCCAAUACUCCACAGGCCCUAGCUCGGAGAAACCGCCGCUUCAUGAUCUAUGUCCACUCAAAGGGAAUGAUAGUGGAUGACGAAUAUGUAAUAUUGGGUUCUGCCAAUAUCAAUCAACGAUCCUUGGAAGGAACCAGAGAUACUGAAAUCGCAAUCGGCGCAUAUCAGCCGAAUCAUAAAUGGGCUAGCCAACAAACUCACCCGAAAGCACAGAUAUAUGGAUAUAGAAUGUCACUUUGGGCGGAGCACACGGGUACUUUGGAGCCGUGCUUUGAGAAUCCAGAGAGUUUGGAAUGUGUGAGACGCAUUAGAUGGAUGGGGCAUCUCAACUGGCAAGAGUUUGAGUCUGAGGAAAUGACCCCAUUGAGAGGUCAUCUGCUCAAGUAUCCUGUACAAGUAGAUGCAACAGGGAAGGUCGUUCCUCUCCCCGGCUGUGAGACAUUCCCUGACAUGGGUGGCAAAAUAAUCGGAACAUUCGCAGGGAUUCAAGAAAAUCUCACAAUUUGAUCAUACAUUGUUUGCUAGCAAUGAAUUUUUGUUGUUCUUCUUCUUAUUCCUAACCAACAUGUCUCAUACUUAGUCAAAUUCAGGCUUGUGUACAUAUUGAUUUGUAAGAUACAGAAAUGCAUUUAUUCAUGCCUAGUGUAAGAAUUUGAUGUGUCUCA